Messenger RNA from Aspergillus fijiensis CBS 313.89, 1026 nucleotides. RefSeq lists its product as uncharacterized. Gene Ontology annotation, biological process: positive regulation of DNA-templated transcription. Lineage: Eukaryota; Fungi; Ascomycota; Eurotiomycetes; Eurotiales; Aspergillaceae. Gene Ontology annotation, cellular component: nucleus. Bases 231 to 929 code for a protein of 232 amino acids. The record is from RefSeq and is a predicted model, not a curated record. Gene Ontology annotation, molecular function: chromatin DNA binding; transcription coactivator activity. The transcript has 3 exons.
CUGUUCACCGAUCUCGAACUCGCGACCUCAGGAUCAACAGCCUGCCCCUGUGGCUUCCCGUCUGUCGGUUGUUUCAGCCUGGGUUGCCCUGGAGCUGGCUUCACAUCCUCAGUCCUUUCUCUCAGUUAUUCCAACUACGCAAGUUACUACCGUCACUUCUCCGUACAUCCAGACAACACCAUAAUCUGCAAGAUCAAACCAUACAUCCAGCCUCAAUAGCUAGGCCCAUUAUGUCGAUCAACUGGGUGAUGCUCCAUGACCAGGAUGGCUUUGUCCGCCUACCGCAUGAGCAGCUGAUCUAUACAUCUCCACCGCGCACCAGCCUCGCGUUACAGCCGCUGAGCUCAUCUGGAGGCAAAAACUCAUUUUCCAUCCAAAGCAGUGCUGGUCAAAUCUUUUUGACAAACCAACGGGUUGUCUAUAUCCCGACACAGAAAUCGCAGACAUUUCAGUCGUUCUCUGCGCCGCUGCUAAAUGUUCAUGAUACCCACGUCACUGCUCCGUUCUUUGGGCCAAAUGCCUGGAUCGCCCUGGUCCAGCCCGUGUCGGGAGGCGGGAUCCCUCCAUCCUUGCCUGCAGUACAGGUCAAAGUGACUUUUAAAGAAGGAGGCGCAUUCGACUUCCAUAAUCAUUUCGAACGAAUCAAGGAGCGUCUACAGCAGGCGGUCGAGAACUCGCAAGCAAGCAGUCGCGGAGCCAGAAACGUUGACCUCUCCACGAUUCAUUUGGACGAGCUGCCAGCUUAUUCUGGCCCUUCUAACAAUGAUGCUGGGGGAGGCCAAGCCAGCCAGGACCAAUGCAUGAGUCCACAGAGUCAGCCUCAUGCAGCAGAGACGGAUUCCAUGGUGGAACCACCGCCGGACUAUGAGACGGUCCAGCAGCAAAGCGUGGCGGAUGAAUUGGAGGCAAGACUGCGCCGGGCCAGUUGAUGAAGGCUUACAGUCGUUGCGUAUGAGAAAAGAAGAGAAAAGGGAACAAUCAAUUCCAGAUGGCUUGUAUACUAUCUUCUGGCAUUAUGAGUAUGGG